AUGGGAGAUAGGGAGAAAAGGCAAAUAGUCUCGAAAGCAUCGCCAUCAUUGAGAUCCCCUGCAGUACAAACACGAUAUACGCCUGUCCAAGAAAUUCAUCAACCUAAAGCACAGUCCAUCAAGAUCAUACCUAUCAACCUAUACGGCUUUAUCGAUCUCCUAUCUGACUUUUAUCAAGAGAUCCAAUCCAGCAACCAGGAACUGCCAGACGAAACCAUUGAGCUCAUCUCUCAAACUUUGGGCUAUGCGCGCUCACGUCUUCAAGGAGCGAGCGAUGACGAUUCUAUCCAGUCGCAUCUCAUCGCCCUCACGAACCUGAGCAAAGUCAUCGGCUCUGCACACCCCAUCGCGUUAUUUGGGAUAGCUACAUUCGCCAUGUUUGAAGUGUGCUGUGGCUCCUUUGGCAAGUGGCAGCGUCAUCUACAUGGAGCGCGCUCGCUGCUUGACCUCCAUUGCACAAACAAGGCCGAACUAGAUAGCCUAGCUGGACGAAUACCUGGGCUAGCGAAUGUACUCGCCUACCUGGUCUGGUUCGAUGUCACUGGCACGCUGAAUCGGGAUGACGGCGCCCUGAUAUUUGACGAUUGGCACCGCGAGAUCCUCUCCCAGGAAUUCCUCGACUCGGUGGGCUGUCCAUCCGAUACCUUCGACCUCUUCGUGUACCUGGCCAAGGGCGAAAACGAUCUAAACACAAUCGAACUUAGCUCCCGAGCAAUGCAGCAAAUUCUGAAUAUCAGCAACGAUAACUCGACUGAUCUCAGCCUUGCAGACGUGGUGUAUCGAGGCUCCGCUGCAAUCGUCGCUUUCGCCCGAGCGGGGGAGAGCAGCAUGUCACCCACGCCUCCGAUACAUGCAGAUGUAAUUUCCUCCAUGGUAAAUAAGGUUUGUGCUGCCAUAUCAACGAUGCCUACUACAUCCCGAUUCUAUGUGCACAUAGCUACGCCCGCUUAUCUGACGGGCAUGCAUGCCGGUACCGGGGCCCAGUGCGAUGUGCUGCGGGGUUACUGGCAGAAUUGCCGGCUGUGCGACUUUCCGAGAUAUCCGGAUGGUCAGAAACAAUGCGAGCAAAAGUGGAGGGACAGGGGAAUUAUCUAA
Molecule: messenger RNA, 1095 nt
Organism: Penicillium canariense
Lineage: Eukaryota; Fungi; Ascomycota; Eurotiomycetes; Eurotiales; Aspergillaceae
Exons: 1
Coding region: 1-1095 (364 amino acids)
Source: RefSeq, a predicted model, not a curated record